GCGCGCGCACGGAGGCUCCAGCACGAGAGAAAUUUCCAUUGACGACCUGUGAUUGGAUGGCUUGGUUGGCGUCGGUGGGAUACCUAUCAGCGGUUUUCGUGGACCAUCCCUGCUCGACGGCAACCUGCGCUUUCAUCGGUGGCCGGAAGAGCUCUUGCUUUAUCGGCGUCACUUUAUCUCCGCGACGUCAGGGGAGCAUCAGGCGUGGGUUGGUGUUCUGCAUGGCACCGGAGGAGGAAAAGAUUACUCGCCGCUCGCCUCUCGAUUUCCCUAUUGAAUGGGAGAGGCCAAAGCCUGGGCGCAGGCCUGAUAUAUUCCCCAGGUUUAGUCCAAUGAAGACUCCACUUCCGACUCCAUGGCCGGCCGAUCCACCUGAGGAAGACGAGGAGAAAGAAGAAGAGGAGAGGCAGGAGGAAGAAGAAGAAGAAGAUGAUCCAGAGAAGGAAGGUCCUGAGAAGCCUGACAAGGCUUCCUAGUUACUUCCCAGCUUUCUUCUUUACUGUAUUUUGCUUCGUGUUAGAGGGUUAUGUGUGAGUUCUUACUCUCUUUGAUUUGUUUAUUUUGUUAUUAGCAUAGACAAAUCUGUAAAAUAAAUAAAUAAUCAUAAACUUAUUGCAGUUGUCUAAAUAAUUACCAAUAUGUUUAA
This is a messenger RNA of Phalaenopsis equestris, 646 nucleotides long. RefSeq lists its product as uncharacterized. Bases 57 to 476 code for a protein of 139 amino acids. The record is from RefSeq and is a predicted model, not a curated record. The transcript has 2 exons. NCBI's taxonomy places the organism in Eukaryota, Viridiplantae, Streptophyta, Magnoliopsida, Asparagales, Orchidaceae.